Lytechinus pictus (painted urchin) is the source of this 5536-nucleotide messenger RNA. Its product is annotated as syntaxin-binding protein 5-like. Gene Ontology annotation, biological process: regulation of exocytosis; regulation of protein secretion. The record is from RefSeq and is a predicted model, not a curated record. Lineage: Eukaryota; Metazoa; Echinodermata; Echinoidea; Temnopleuroida; Toxopneustidae. Gene Ontology annotation, cellular component: plasma membrane; cytoplasm; SNARE complex. The coding region runs from base 244 to 4245 and encodes 1333 amino acids. Gene Ontology annotation, molecular function: GTPase activator activity; syntaxin binding; myosin II binding. The transcript is spliced from 28 exons.
AUAUGUUGAUGUGCAUCACAUACUUGUGCAUAGACUUACACGCAAAUUCAUCCCGGCGGUAGUGCGCCUACACACUAAAGUGACUUUACGUAGGCUAGCAGACGAUCGACAGCACUGCCCGACUGUACGCAUCUUGCUUGUUUUUCUCGCGAUUUAUUCCAAACGGGCCAAAUGGAGAGGUGGACUGUUUAUCGUGGAGAUAUGGCAAUUUCUUGAGGAACAAUCGUGGAGAAAUUAAGCAAAAUGAAACGUCUUGUGAGGGUGCUGGACGGGCUCACGGCGGGGGUGGGAUCCAGCUCUUCUCCGAAAGAUUCAGAUGUUGUGGAAUCUCUGACACCGGAGCACUUCAAUGUAUGCAAGGUUGUUCGCCAUGGAUUCCCGUUUGAACCGACCGCCAUGGCAUACGACCCUGUCCAGAACAUCCUGGCCGUGGGAUCCAAGAACGGCUCAAUGAGAAUAUUUGGUAGACCUGGGGUAGACUGUCACGUGAGGCAUGAUUCCGACACAGCAGUCCUCCAGCUUAUGUUUCUAGUAAAUGAGGGGGCCCUUGUUAGUGUAUGUGCAGAUGAUAGCUUACAUCUAUGGAAUCUUCGUCAGAAAAGACCAGCAAUUCUUCACUCACUCAAGUUCAAUAGAGAAAGGAUAACAUACUGUGAUCUCCCUUUUCAAAGUAAAUGGCUAUACAUCGGAACAGAAAGGGGGAACGUCCACGUUGUUAACAUAGAAUCGUUUUCGCUUUCCGGUUAUGUAAUCAAUUGGAACAAAGCAAUCGAAUUAUCAAGAAAAACCCAUCCAGGUCCAGUUGUACAUCUUAGUGAUAACCCAGUAGAUGGAAAUAAGUUACUAAUAGGUUUUGAGACGGGUGCCGUGGUAUUAUGGGACCUGAAGACUAGAGUGGCUGAAUACCGGUAUAACUGCAGCCAGCCCGUCCGCAGCAUCGCCUGGCACUACGAGGGCAAGCAGUUUGUGUGCAGCCACAUGGACGGCACGCUCACGAUAUGGAACGUCAAGAACUGCAACAAGCCUGCCAAUAUCAUCUCUCCUCACGCCAAAGUACCUGCCAAAGGAUUAAAACCAGAGCCGUGCGCCCCCGUGCCCAAGGUAGAAUGGGCAUCUGUCAAAAGCGGGGACCCCUACAUUCUCUUUUCGGGUGGACUGACGUACGAGAAAGCCACCCAAACACCCAGCAUCACUAUUAUGCAAGGCAAGACCACCACCGUACUAGAAAUGGAACAUUCCGUCGUCGACUUUCUCACUCUUUGUGAGAAUCCAUGGCCGAGUAAUCCACAAGAACCUUAUGCUGUGGUAGUCCUGCUCGAGAGUGAUCUAGUGGUCGUUGACCUUUUAUCACCGGGGUACCCUUGCUUUGAGAACCCAUAUCCAAUGGAUCUUCACGAAUCUCCUAUAACAUGUGUACAGUACUAUGCAGAUUGUCCAUCGGAUCUUAUACCCGCUCUCUACUCAACUGGAGCAAAUGGCCUCAACAGGAAGAAAACAGCCUACAGUAAGAGGAAUUGGCCAGUGAAAGGAGGAGAGUGGGGGUCUGGUGGCAGCAGUGAUCAAGAAAUCAUCAUUACAGGGCAUGCAGAUGGCUCAAUCAAAUUUUGGGACGCAUCCCAGGUCAUGCUUCAAGUUCUAUACAAACUCAAGACUGCCAAGGUGUUUGAGAAAGCCAAGCAAGCCAAGACGCUGGAUGGCGACGAUGACCCCUUCGCUAUCCAGCUGGUCAAGCUCUGCUCGGAGAGUAGGAUGCUCUGUGUGGCCGGAGCCAGCGGUCAUCUGCUCCUCUACCGCUUCAGCAAGAUGGAGGCUUCAACUGAGCUACCGACACUAGAGAUCUCGAUAGUGUACGAGGCUGAGGAGCCCGAAACCCCAGAGACUGAGAUGCCCCCCAUGCCGAUCCAACCGGCACCCCUCAAGCGGAACACCAGCACGGUGAGUGCCAGCAGCGUGGCCUCGGCGACCCUCCCCUCCACGCCCAUCCAGCAGACGUCGACCACGCCCGCGCCAAGCCCCAUCAACCACCCCCACCAUCACCACCAGCACCAACACCAGCAGCAGCACCAGCAGCACCAGCACCACUCCCAUCAGACGGGCGGGGAGGGGCUGAGGGACAACGUGCCCAAUCUGAGGGUGAAGGGCGGGGCCCACAAGAGGGGGAUGGGCUUCCAGCCCUCGCUAUGUGUGCAGCUGCUCUGGGUGGACGGGGAACCCCCUCCGACCAUCACUUGCGUGGAGAUCAGUUCGGCGUAUGGCCUACUGGCUUUUGGGACCACCAACGGGCUGGCAAUUGUCGACUACCUUCAACGGACCUGCCUACUCAACAUGGGCACGCCCGACCUGUAUGGCUCAGCAGACCCUUACCAGCGCACCCCAAGAUCUCCGAAGAAGAACAAAUCGCAGCCGCAGGGCCUCGGCGACAUCGUUGAACAGUACAUGUCGGACCAGGAGAGGUGUAGGUCACCGGUUGGCUCCAGCAUGGCGGGAGAGUCGAACGGAGUAUGCAUCAGCCCGACCGGCAACAGUGCGAUGCGGGGCGGCGGCGGCGGAGGCGGCGGCGGAGUCAAGCCCCGCAACAACCACGACCCGUCUCAGCUCCGGCGCAGUAAGUCCCAGGGCUGUCGCAAGAUGAUGGCCAAGACGCAGUCCACCGUCUCGGACACCGGAGGACCCAAUGGGGAUGGAGGAGGUGGAGGGAGCGGAGGAGGAGGACCCAUGGGAGCUCCCAAAGUCAAUGGUGUCAGCCACCCUGAACACCCCGCAGACCCCCAUCAAACAUCACCUUGCCCCUCUACCCCACCCCAACCUCCCAAACAACCCCCUCCUCGACCCCCUCCACCCCGCCCCCCUCCUCCCAACACAUCCCCAUCCACCACAACCAGCGAGACCGCACACAAACCUGUCUCCGCCACCAAUUCUUUCUCCUCGACCACGACCCGUUCCUCUUCUUCCAAUUCCUUAUCUUCGAACCCCGCCCUUUCCCAAACCAACCAAUCUAGUGGUGACCCGCCCCCUCAGUCCGAUGCAUGUCACAAAAAGUCAUCUGUACCCCGGUUUCGUCUUCUGGUUGAGUCUGUCGUAGCAAGCAUAAGUGGCAAGCAUCGUAGUGAGGGCUCAUUCACGCGCUCACGGAGCUCCAGCAUGUCGAGCCUGGAGAAGGAGACUAGGGAGGGAGUCCAGAAUCUUGUAUUUUCAGAGUCCUACACAAGAAAAGAAGAAUCUGUGACUUGUCCAUGUCUAUGGGUAGGAACUACUCUAGGUUCAGUGCUUGGUAUCGUUGUAAAUCUUCCACCUCCUGGUGAACAAAGGCUAUCCCAACCGGUCAUCGUCACACCAAGUGGUACUGUAUUCAGGCUGAAAGGCUGCACAUUACACAUAGCCUUCCUAGACUGUAAUGGUCUUCAGGUCCCACCAGCAUGCGAUGUGUGGAGGGACCCCAACAAAGAAACCAGGGAAGGAAGAGAUAAAAAGCCGUUACUACAAAGAAGUCGAAUGUCUCCCUCAUCAUCCACGGAGAUAGCAGAUCGUCAGUUCGUCGUCAUCUGUUCAGAGAAAGAGGCUAAGGUAAUAUCACUACCUUCCCAGACUUGUGUGUACAGAACGAAAAUAUCAGAAUCAUCUUAUGUUGUACGCAGUGAUGUCAUCAGUAUGCAAAACAGCGUAUGCCUGGCAUGCUAUGUAGCAAAUGGUCAUAUUAUGACCUACAGUCUACCAAGCUUCAGGCUUCUACUAGACAAAGAAUACCUUCCACUUACAGAUCUCAGGAUCGGCAGAACAUUCCAAUUUAGCUCACACGGUAAAGGCUUGUAUCAAUGCUCACCCACAGAGAUACAAAGGUUUACAAUAUGCAGUGAAGCGAGUGAGAACCUUCAUGAUAUGCUAGGUGAUCUGUUCUUACCUGUUAACACACCAGAAGCACCUAGUAAGGGGUUCUUCAAGGGACUCUUUGGAGGUGGAGGAGGAGCGCUAGACAGGGAAGAACUUUUCGGUGAGACUGCGGGUAAACCAUCGAAGAGCGUUGCAAGACACAUUCCAGGGACAGGGGGACUCGAGGGGGUCAAGGCCCAGGCUGGAGGAGCCAUGGGAGAGGUCGCAAAGGCCAGAAUUGCAUUGUACGAGAGAGGUCAAAAGUUGAGCGAACUCGAAGAGAAGACAGCCCAGAUGAUGGCGAAUGCAGAGAACUUCCAACAGGCGGCUAACCAAAUCAUGCAAAAGUACAAAGACAAGAAGUGGUAUCAAUUUUAACACACUGCAGCUUGCACACCGGGGUAGGAUUUCAUUUACCACUUUUGUUAUCCCCGUCAUCGAGGAUCUUCGUUGCGGCGGUGGGCGCGAGGUUGACAUACGUGUAGCGUCCGCCCGGCGACGGAGCGGUGCGGGCAUUUUUCUUUGCGCGGUCGGACCGAGGAUUUGAGCGACAGAGCAUUUCACUUACCACUUCACGUCAGCGUCACGGUUUUUGUUUUCGAUGCAACUGCUUUUUUGAAAAACUGAGAGGAAGAGAGCUUUCGUAAAGAUGGUUGCAUUUAUCCGUUCUCUCUCGUAAAAAAUGAAGGAUGGAUCACGCAAGACGGUGAUGGACAAACUUCGGACGAUGAUUAGUAUUGUGAGUUGGAUGAGCUCAGGAGCAAAGACUUUCCAAUAAACACACGAUCACACACGCUUGCUUGCUCAGACAACCUGUUUUGUUGCGGGGGUGACUAAAGAAUGGAUGACGAGGUGGCGAAGGUAGGUGUGUUGCCAUGGUAACGAGAUGGAUGGUGGUUAGCAAUGUACCGAUGCAUGACUUGAUUAGCUGUCGAGAGAAGGAGCCAGAGCAUACACGCCGUCAGAUGGGAUUUACAGAGAGGGGAGUGAUCCAAAGCUGGAACAGCCAGCAGCCUCACCCUCUCUCAGUGCACGCUCUUACAAUUUAGCGAUUACAUUCACACAUGUCGGGUUUCAGGCAAUACGUGAGAUAGAUUUUGAGACGCAUUCCUCGCGGGACGACGACAACGCGGGGCAGUCUCGAUGGAAAUCCGUGAAUUCAAAGCUAGUCUGACUGAUGCAGUAGCUAUUCAGGAGAAGUAGGAUGUAUUAAUUAAAUCAUAGAUAAUGUUUGUGAUUGUUUCUAAGCAAAUUUUACGAAUGAAUACUUGGGUCCUGAUUUUCUUCCAAAGUAUAUAAUUGUAACAUGAUUCUGAAUGGAUGGUAGACUAGAGUCAGUGGUGUAACCCUAGAUAUUCCCAUAGUGUGCUUCUCUUUCCCCUAGUCAUAUACAAUAUCAUAUAUAUGUAAUUUAUAUACCAAAUUAUCACUCGAAACAAUGCAAAACAAAAACAAUUUUCAGAGUGAAAUUUUCAUUUCUCUUCUUCUCUCUCUCUCUCCCUCUCUGCCAUCUAAUCUCUCCUUUUUUUUUCUUAAUAAGUCGAAGGUCGUUGUAACUUCCAUUUUCAGCUCUGUUAUCUUCACAACUCGUAGAUGAAAUGGUUUUUGCUGCUAUUAUGUACAUUCCAUUAUGGUUCGGAAGAAUGGGAAUUUCUGUGCGGUUGAACAA